AUCCAUACUGAUGAGACGGACCAAUCGGAAGUCUCCACCUCUUCCACGCACCUCAGUAAAACUUCUACCCGUUAAAAAUGAAUUCCUUUCAUUUGGUGUAUUUAUUUGUAACCGUAUGUGUAGUAAACGGGAAAAUGAGACCACGCGGGGUCUCAAUUUCAAUGGCCUCCAAAUAUCAGCCAAACGAGCAGAAUAAAUUUCAUUGUAUCAAUGGAGUUGGAGAAAUUCCAUACGAGCACCUGAAUGACGAUUACUGUGAUUGUGAUGAUGGAACAGAUGAACCAGGGACCUCUGCAUGUUCAAAUGGGAGAUUUCACUGUACAAAUGCUGGUUACGUCCCAAAGUACAUACAGUCCUCCAGAGUCAAUGACGGAGUGUGUGACUGCUGUGAUGGGACAGAUGAAUAUGGUGGGAAAAUAGAAUGUGUCAACAACUGCAAGGAACUUGGAAAGGCACUGCGAGAAGAACAGGACCAGAAGAGAAGACUCCAUGAAGAAGGAUUUAAAAAGAGAGACGGAUUCAUCGCCGAAGUUAAAAGAAUCAUGGAGGAGAAAAAUGUAAAAAUACAGGAGCUUGAGAAAGAGAAAGCAGAGCUAGAAGUCAGAUUGAAGGAACUAGAAGCUCUAAAGGCAGAACAUGAGGGCCCAGAGAAGGAAGCCAAAGACCGCCAUGAACAGGUGUGGAAAGAACAAAAAGAAGCUAGAGAUAAGGAGAGAAGUGCACUGAGGGCCAGGGAAGCCUUUGAUGACCUAGAUUUAAAUAAAGAUGGAUUCUGUGAUAUUCUGGAGAUCAUUCCUCACCAGGAGUUUGACAUUGAUUCUAAUGGCAUUGUCAGCGAGGAGGAGGCUAAGGAACAUUUAGAAGACCAAGAAAAAGUUGACUUUAAUGAAUUUAGUUCUAAGAUAUGGGGAAACAUUCAGGGUAUUUACAAGAAGCUUGUCCCGGAGGAGGAGAAACAAGAGACCCCACCCCCUGCAGAACCUCAGGGUGAAACUGAACCACUGGUACCACCUGAAGAGCCUCAGGCCACCCCCCAUGUCACGCCCCCUCCUGACGAGGGCGAGGAUUAUGACGAUGAGGAGGGAGAGGACGAAGAAGAGUCUAAACUACUGGAAACAACCACCAGCAUGGAAAAUGUGGAAUUACCUGAAAAUGCUGAACUUUUCCCUCCAGAAGAAAAGGAAGAAGAACAUGUAGAUGAGGAAAAAAUGCCUGAAUAUGAUGAAGAAACAAAGGCCCUGAUAGCAGCUGCUGAUGAAGCCAGGAAAAAAUUCGAGGAAGCAGAUAAACGCUCAAAAGACAUUGAUGGAGAGAUUACGUCUCUGACUUCAUAUUUAAACACAGACUAUGGCAAAGAUAAAGAAUUUGCUGUUUUACGAGACCAAUGUUACGAAUAUACAGACAGAGAAUAUACAUACAAGUUAUGUCCCUUUUCUACAGCCUCUCAACGACCCAAGUCAGGAGGUCAUGAAACAAACUUAGGGCGCUGGGGAAGGUGGGAAGAUGAACAUUAUAAAACAAUGGUCUAUGACCAUGGACAAAAUUGCUGGAAUGGACCUGAUCGAUCCGUCAAGGUCCAUAUAACGUGUGGUCCUGAGCACCAACUGACUAAUGCAUACGAGCCGAGUCGCUGUGAAUAUGCUUUUGACUUUGUUACACCAUGUGCCUGUAAUCAACCUCCUCCACCCCACGAUAAAGACCCUCAUGAUGAGUUAUAGCACUCCUGACGUUUAAACUGUGAAUUCCUCUGAAAAAAAAACCCAUCAUGACUGUCUCCAAGAGAAUCAUACUGUGAUCUGUUAUAAAACACUCAAUAAUGAAAAUAUUUAACAUUUUCCUAAAUAUCAUCCAAUCAUAAUUUUUUUUUUUUUCAGAAUAAAAAAAAAAUUGAAAGUUUU
This is a messenger RNA of Saccostrea cuccullata (small rock oyster), 1898 nucleotides long. Its product is annotated as glucosidase 2 subunit beta-like. Lineage: Eukaryota; Metazoa; Mollusca; Bivalvia; Ostreida; Ostreidae. Bases 78 to 1718 code for a protein of 546 amino acids. The record is from RefSeq and is a predicted model, not a curated record. Gene Ontology annotation, cellular component: glucosidase II complex. The transcript has 17 exons. Gene Ontology annotation, biological process: N-glycan processing.